Carica papaya (papaya) is the source of this 1172-nucleotide messenger RNA. The record is from RefSeq and is a predicted model, not a curated record. Lineage: Eukaryota; Viridiplantae; Streptophyta; Magnoliopsida; Brassicales; Caricaceae.
UAGAAUCGGCCGCCAAAUAAAUACACUCCCCCUCUCGCUGUGUGUCGUCGACUCUACACACCUACUGGUUUUCCCGCUCAAGCUAUCAUUCGCUCAGCAAAAGGUUGGCAAUGGUUACUUCCAGAGACAUUCAAGAAAUCGUUUCAAAGCUAUCAUCCGAUAAAGCCAAAGCUCGAGAAGAGGGAAUAAAAUUGUUGAAUACAUGGUUAGAAGGUGAAAGAUCAAUCGGAUUCUGCAAAUUUCUUGCACAGAAUACCUCAAGGCUUAAGCCAGAUGAAAUUCCUACUUCUGAAACAUGGCCUUUUCUUGUCAAAUUGCUUAUCCAAUGCGUGUCAUUAGAAAUAUCUGGUAGCAAGAGGCGAUUGCCAAAAUCUAUAUUUGCAAAAACACUUCGAAUUGUCAUCCAAAGGGCUGAAGAUUCAAAGUUCUCAGGCAAGAUGCCGCCUCUAUCACCUGUAGUGAAGACACUUUUUAAUCAUAUAUCCGAUGUCUUAAGCAAUAUUGCAAGCUUUCAGUCGGAAUAUGGGAUUAUUAUUCGACAUCUUGUGGCAGUCAGAGAUUAUCGGUUUCAAAUGAGAAGGCGGAUUUAUUGCAGCCUGGUGCUUCUCUACAUGGAAAAGUUGGAGAUUGGCUUUACAGAAAGAAAUAGUUGUCAAUAUAGUCAGAAAGAGGAGGUCUUUCGCAAUAUUCUUACUCUUCAUUCGCUACUAGAAAAUCCUCCCGGAGACUUCCCAGAUAGUCUUAGGGAGGAUAUGGUCAAAGGAUUUUCUCGGAUUUUCUCACAUGUAAGAGAUGAAGGCAAAAUUUCACGUAAGCUCAUCGAGAGUGUAAAUAUAUUCUUGUUGAAGGAUGGUCCGAAUUUGGGAUCUCAGUCUUUGGAGCUCCAUAAUGCUAUGCAGCAAUUUGUGUUGCAGUGUUGGCUGACAACCCAUGACCGUGGUCUAAAGGAUGCACUUAUAUUUUAUUCUAGGCUACAGCUGAAUUUAACCAGAGGAGUUGCUGAUGGAAGUGGGGUGGUAGAACAACUUCUGGACAUAGUAUGCAGGGAACUUGACCAGAGUAGUUCAUCCAGCUCUGGUACAUCAUGGGCUGACACGAAGGAUGAUAUGCUAGGAAUGUUGAGCACUUCACAAUUUGGUCUAGUGGAGCUCGCGGCAUUUCUGUUUUAUCGG